Ziziphus jujuba (common jujube) is the source of this 698-nucleotide messenger RNA. RefSeq names its product cytochrome c oxidase-assembly factor COX23, mitochondrial. Lineage: Eukaryota; Viridiplantae; Streptophyta; Magnoliopsida; Rosales; Rhamnaceae. The record is from RefSeq and is a predicted model, not a curated record. The coding region runs from base 180 to 500 and encodes 106 amino acids. The transcript has 3 exons.
UGUUCUCGUCUUGUCCAGGUUUUAUGGUUUCUUUUGAGUCCAGAGAGUCAAAUAAAAUGGCCCAUGGCCUUCCAAAACAUGCCACAAGUCUUUCUGGUUUUGUGUCUCGGCUUGAGGAUGGCCCACAAUGGCUUACUAAUUUGCUUCAUGCUGAUAUGUGUUAUAUUUUGUCGUAAUAUAUGAAAUCUCUUCUUUUCAAAAAAAGAAAAAAAAAAAAAAACAAAAAAGAAAUAAGAAUAAAAAAGAAGAAAUUAGAUCGGAGGAAAACACAAGAGGAAACUACUAUGGCAUCCAAAUCUUCAACACCGCCAUAUCCAAGUGCUGCGAGAAUUUCUGACUCUCCUUGCUAUCCUCAAUAUUCUGCUUCUCUCAAAUGUCUAGAAGAAUAUCAAUCAGACAAAAGCAAAUGCCAAGAACACUUUGAUAUUUACAAGGAAUGCAAGAAAAAGGAGAGGGAAGCUCGCCUAGAACGCAACAGCAAACGGUCGUUUUUCUCAUGAAGUUCCUUUUGCCUCUUUUGUUAAUUGAGCAGAAGUCGGAUUUUAGCUCCUUAUUAGUUUGUGUUAAAUGUAUAGAGCUAGACAGUGAAUACGAAAACAAAUAAUGGAUCAUGCUUUAUUUUCUAUACUAUGAGUAAAGCUAAACUGAGAGGAUGUUCCAAUUUUCAUGGAAUUGAAAGUUUGAACAUAUAUUCUGUA